Dracunculus medinensis (Guinea worm) is the source of this 1551-nucleotide messenger RNA. The record is from the annotation of a GenBank genome assembly. Lineage: Eukaryota; Metazoa; Nematoda; Chromadorea; Rhabditida; Dracunculidae.
AAUAUUCUUCAAAUAAUUGAAAUGAAAAAUAAAAUGUUAUUCAGCUUUUUGAUUGAAUGGAUUAAAUUUCGAUUUCGGUGGAUUGUUAUAAUCGCUGUUAUUGUCCCUUUAUCAUUCUUCUAUAAUUAUUACCUAUCAAUACGUAAUAAUAUAAUGAAUACACUUGGAAUUGCAAUAAAAGUUCAUGCAAGAAAGGUCAACGAACUAAGAAAAGAGGAAGCUAAAUCGCUGAAAAUGUGCAGCGGACGAUCGAAAUGGGAAGCGACAAAUUUCAAAUGUAUUAAAUAUAAAGAAACGCUAAAAAAUAUUUCCAUACAACAAUUGAAAGAUAUCCUUGAGAUCGAUUUGGAGAAAGGCACCGCAAAAGUAGAGCCUAUGGUUACUGUAAAUCAAUUAAUGAAGUAUCUCCUUAGUAUCCGAUAUACUUUACCUAUAGUACCGCCACUUGAUGAUUUAACUGUUGGAGGGCUAAUUAAUGGUGGAGGCUGCGGCGCUGGUAGCCAUAAAUUUGGUUUUUUCCAUAACAUUUGCAUUUCAAUGGAAAUUUUGCUAGCUGAUGGUACAACUAUUAUUGCAUCUAAGGUUAGUUUUUCAACUGAUGGAGAGUCGUCUCUUGACCAGUCUUUAUUCUUUGCAUUGCCUUGGUCAUGCGGAACUAUAGGUUUCUUAUUGUCAGCCACAUUAAAAAUUGUGCCAUACCAACCAUUUGUGCAAUUAACUUAUAGAAAAUGUUCCUCCUUAUCAGUAAUGAAUGUGAUCAAAGAAGAAUCAGAUAAUCCUGAAAACAAUGUUGUAGAAGCGAUACAAUUCUCUCAAAACAAAUCGGUUGUAAUUUACGGCAAAUUCAUUCAAGCACUACCAAAAAAUACGAAAGUUAAUGAAUUUGGCAAAUGGUAUAAGCCAUGGUUUUUUAAGCAUAUUGAUCAGUUUAUGACAGAUAUAGAGAAAGUGGAAUAUAUUCCAACCAAAGAUUUUUAUAAUCGUCAUACUCGUGGGUUGUUUUGGCUAUUGCAGGAUAUCGCGCCUUUCGCAAACUACGCUCUUUUUCGUUAUUUGUUUGGGUGGAUGUUUCCUCCAAAAUUUAUGUUUUUAAAAUGGUUCAAGUCUCAAUUACUUUGCAGUUUUUACAGUUCAUUAUGUCUUCAUUAUAUAUUUGAAGAUAUGUUGGUACCAUUCAGUGAUUUCAAGCCAUUUCUCAAUUUAGUAAUUAGCGAAUGUUCGAUUUAUCCGUUAUUGCUGACUCCAUGUAUUGUUUCAUCGCUUCCAGGUAUUAUACGACAGCAGAAAGGAGAAAACGUAUUGUAUAUUGCCGUUGGAAUAUAUGGAUUUAUUACUACAAAUUUUUCACCCACUCGAGCUAUAAAGAAUUUGGAAAAAUAUUUGCGAGUUGUUGAUGGAUUUCAAAUGUUUCAUGGCGAUAUAAAUAUGAGCAGGCCCGAAUUUUGGGAAAUGUAUGAUUCUUCUUUGUACGAUUAUGUUCGUUCAAAAUAUGCAUGCUGUCAAGGAUUGCCUGAUUUAUAUGAAAAAGUUUAUAGAAAUGCAUAUAUGUGA